UAGCAUUGCCAACCAGUUGAACUGCAGUGCCUAAAAAGGUUAAUAACAAUGAAACCUGUCAUAGUAUUCGCCUGUGUUAUUCUUGGAGCUUGGGUAAGCCAGGAGUGUGAGGCUGCCAACGUUCUGGUAGUCGAAGAGCAAAAUCUCCACCACCUCCACGAUGCGUGUCAAUCCAACCCAGCUACCUACGCAGACCAUGAACUACUCCACCAUUUAGCAGAAAACAUUGACAACCCACAAGUAGGCGCUCACAUGUUGUGCGAGUCGACCAAAGUAGGACUUCAAAAGGAAAACGGCGAGCUGGAUCUGGAAACCAUUAAGAGCAAGGUUGCUCUGUCCGUGACCGACAGUGACAAAGUUGACCGCUUGGUGCAGGAGUGUGCCAUCAAGAAGAAAAGUCCUGAGAAGACGGCUAUCCACUUGUUUAUGUGUUUGGACAAGAAUGGGGUCACUUAUUUCCACGAAUUCUAGUAGGCGUAGCUGUAAGGUAUAAUUUCAUGUUUUUGUAAUGGUAUAAUUUAAUAAAUAGGUUUCUAAGUAGACUGUU
Molecule: messenger RNA, 547 nt
Organism: Anoplophora glabripennis (Asian longhorned beetle)
Lineage: Eukaryota; Metazoa; Arthropoda; Insecta; Coleoptera; Cerambycidae
Product: B2 protein-like
Exons: 2
Coding region: 49-471 (140 amino acids)
Biological process (GO): sensory perception of smell
Molecular function (GO): odorant binding
Source: RefSeq, a predicted model, not a curated record